GAGGCAGCCCGGCGGGCGGCCGCCCCGCGGGCGCCAGGGAGUGGCUGACGGACGAGGCGAUCAGCGCCGGCAAGGUGCGGGCCGGGCAGCCCCGGGAGCUGCAGCGCUGGGAGGACUCGGAGAACAGCGCCCCUGCAGAGGGCGGGCUCCUGGAGCUAGAGAAGUCGUCGAGGCUCAGCCGCCAGGGGCAGCAGGGCGACGCGGGGAAGUGGGACCAGUUCAAGGUCAACUACGAGCUCUUCGGCGUCGUCUCGACGUUCAAGGAUGACCUGUCGCAGUACACCACGCCCCUGCGCAAGGACAAGAUCACCCCCGAGAUGCGCAGGAAGGCGGACCGGCUCGCCCAGGAGAUCGAGAAGGGCGCGUCGGCCCGGGGCCAGACAUGGAACGACGCUUUCAGCGACGGAGAAGGCGGCGACGGCGAGAACGAGGAAGACCUCUUCUCAGCAUGCCCCCGAAACUACGGGGACGCUGGCGCCGCCAGCUCUUACCAGCACCCCGCCGGACAGAAGCAGACCUGGAGGCCGGCGAAGGCCCCCGAGGAGGAGAUCGGAUGCCCAAGGCAGAGCCGACCACGGUGGGCGGGGCGCUCCUGGGGAUGCUCCGCGCGGGCGCGCCCAGCGGCACAGAGGCCGCGCAGGGCGACUACCGCACGCAGGUGGCGCCGAAGGUCCAGGCCUGGUGGCGAGCCAGGCGCCAGGCGGGCGACGCCGUGCCCCCCGGGGCCGAGGCGGGCCUGGUGUGCCCCUUCUCCCUCCGGGUCUUCGGCGACGCCACGCAGCUCCUCAUGCACUGGGCCGCCGCGCUGCCGCGCCCGGAGGCGCCCACGGCCUCGCCCGCCGCGACGGCGCAGUUUCGCGCCGCCGGCGGCGAGCUGCGGUGGGCCGACCUCGUGGCGGCCACGGCGGGAGUGGCCGCGGCGCUACCGGUCGAGAUGCCGCGGGCAGGCUCCGUCUGGGAGCAGGUCCUCACGCGCAUGCGCCCAGCCGCGGACGAGCCGAAGCAGCACCUCCCCGUGGGCGACUUCGUGGCCUCCGCGGUGGCCAUCAAGUGCUGGCGGCGCGACCAGAAGGUCGAGCACAGAGAGGUGCUGGAGGCCCUCGCCGCGGGCCUCGCCUUCCACGUCCUCGCGAGCGGGCGCGCGUGGACUCCCGACCCCUGACCCGCGGCGGCGGUUUCUCCGGGAGGGCUAG
Prorocentrum cordatum is the source of this 1193-nucleotide messenger RNA. The record is from the annotation of a GenBank genome assembly. NCBI's taxonomy places the organism in Eukaryota, Dinophyceae, Prorocentrales, Prorocentraceae.